This is a messenger RNA of Sycon ciliatum, 1545 nucleotides long. Its product is annotated as mRNA turnover protein 4 homolog. NCBI's taxonomy places the organism in Eukaryota, Metazoa, Porifera, Calcarea, Leucosolenida, Sycettidae. Gene Ontology annotation, molecular function: RNA binding. The record is from RefSeq and is a predicted model, not a curated record. Gene Ontology annotation, biological process: ribosomal large subunit assembly; ribosomal large subunit biogenesis; rRNA processing. Gene Ontology annotation, cellular component: preribosome, large subunit precursor; nucleolus. The transcript has 9 exons. The coding region runs from base 10 to 873 and encodes 287 amino acids.
UGGACUUUUAUGUAUUGUGGAGAUACGGAUUCAGACUUCAGCGAUCAAACAAAUUCUAGCUUCUUUGUUGUCACGAAUGAGCUCGAGCUAUUGAAAGCCGAUAGAGCAUUGGAAGCAAACGGUGCCCGAGUAGAUCUUUGUGGAGAGCCGUCGCCGUUCUCCUCGUUGUUCACGAUGCCCAAAUCGAAGAGAAAUAAAGUCGUUGCCCUGACGAAGACACGCAGUAAAGGUUUCGAGCUGAAGAAGAAGCUUCAUGAUGAAAUAAAAACAUGUGUGGAUGACUACGCAUAUGCGUUUGUUUUCUCCGUUGAGAACAUGCGUAAUAACAUUCUAAAGGAGCUGCGCUCCAACUGGAAACAGCAUAGCAGAUUCUUCUUUGGCAAGAACAAGGUCAUGGCAUCAGCAAUGGGCAAGUCACCAUCCGAUGAAUACCAGCCAGAGCUUCACAGAUUAGCGAGGAAACUACGGGGAAACGUCGGUCUUCUCUUCACCAACAAGGAGCGCAACGAAGUCGUGUCGUUCUUUCAGACGUUCAGCGGCAGAAGUGAAGCCAAGCCAGGCUUUGUGGCUACAGAAACGGUGGAGUUGUGUGAAGGACCUCUUGAUCAGUUCAGUCACUCCAUGGAACCACAGUUCAGACAGCUGGGUCUACCCACAGCACUCAAGAAAGGAGUGAUAACCCUGCUCUCUGAGUACACGAUAUGCAAGAAAGGCGACACGCUCACACCGGAGCAGGGCCGUAUCUUGAAACUCUUUGGCCACCAGAUGGCCAUGUUCAAAGUCAACUUGCUGUGCGUCUGGGCAUCGUCCGGCACCUUUGAGCAGCUUUCCGACGCCGUAGCAGAGGGAGCGGACGAUGACGCGGACGGAUAGAGAGAGAAAACACUGUAGCCACUUCAUCUUGCUCACGAAAUCAUACACCACCACACAAACGGGCCCUUCGGCUAUUAUACUUUGGGUGGUGAUGUAUGAUAUUGAUAAUCUAUUGAUACCAUAUCCAAGUCUGACUCUCACCGUGAGAUCCUGGCUACAAUAUUACCUGGUACAUGACGUAUUCAGACACUGACAUAAGCAUCUUUUUGGAACAACACGUGUGCCUAUCUGCUAGUGUAAUGUGACACACAUGCACAAUCAGUCAUAGCUAAUUUUUAUUCUGUAGUGCGCGGACAAGGAGUGAUUUUCCGUACGAAUACAGAAAAUAUGGAGGGCAUACAGAAGUUGCUAUGUCCUGGCCCUCAUACAGCAUUGGGGAGGCACUGAAUCACUUUUGCAAAAAGGACUUGCCGAAAGUGGCACAACAAAUUUUCAAUUCCCAGAAAAGGGGCUUUCCAGCCGAGUUUAUCUUUUAAUUACAGUCAAAUCUGUCAUAAGCGACCGCCCCUUGGUGCAAGAAAAAGCGGUCUCUUACGGCAGAUGUAUGGUAAAUCCGGCAUACCGGGCAUGCAUAUAUGCUUCCAUGUACUCAAAUCAAUGAGAAUAAUGUGAUUUUUAAUAUCAUUUUAUUGGAUACAUACAUCCUGUACACACACCUUGUACACACUCUCU